Messenger RNA from Linderina pennispora, 1450 nucleotides. RefSeq lists its product as uncharacterized. Bases 110 to 1276 code for a protein of 388 amino acids. The record is from RefSeq and is a predicted model, not a curated record. NCBI's taxonomy places the organism in Eukaryota, Fungi, Kickxellomycota, Kickxellomycetes, Kickxellales, Kickxellaceae. The transcript has a single exon.
CUCUUACCGGCCCUCUUCUGCCUUCUAUUCCCCACACUACAUUGCUGUUUUUCCCUCUCUUGCAAUUAUAUAGCCUGCACCCUAUCACUCUACCCGUAACCACCCAAAAAUGAUGUUGUCUGAGACUCCAUCACCUACCACCGAGCUGACUACGGUGUUCAAGUACGGGGACAUGCCGUCAGUCGCACUGAGCACGCGCGCAGUGACUGUCACCACCCACAGCGAAGACUCAAUGGACGCCACUACCCGCAUAGAAGACGUUCCAUCAAUCGACCAGGUGCCGCUAAAUUCUGAUGCGCUAACAGUGAAGCGCACCAUCAUCUACGACGAAAUGGUUGCCUACGAAAUGCAGCAGCAGCCGUCGAAAAGCGAUGGCCGCCAGAUCUACCAGGUGUGCGGCCGCACCAUCGAAAACAAGCAAAAGUUUCCGUUCGAGCAGUUCACCAACUGCCUGCGCAUCGCAGCCACGUACAUGGCGCAGAACAUCGCCUACCAUGGCGGCCAGGAGCUGGAGAAGUACAGCGACAUUGGGUUUUGGUCGCCACGGGUCAAGCUCCUCUAUGCCCAGGGCAUGGAGGCCUACGAGGCGAUAUGCAAUGAUGAGACCAAUGCUGACCCGAGCAUGCUCAACGACGAGGUUUUUGUGUGCGCCCAAGUGUCGGUGCGGCCCUUCGCCUUCUCCAUGCGCUUCUGCUCCUUCCCGUUCUCCGCCAUGGCCACCUGCCAGGUGCGCGUCUGCAAGGGCACCCGGCCCGAGUCGUUCCUGCGCGACGUCCAGCUUGCCAACGACACACAUGGCCUGGGCCGCCUGAUUACCCCACCAAUCUCCGAUGUCGUGCUUUUGCAUCCAGAGACCCAGCGCCUGAGCGAAGGAUUGCUGUCCAAUUUCUUUGUCACCCGCUACGUGCCGCCUCCGGCCAAGACCCGCGACGGCAUGCUGCAUGCGGCUGACCGCACCAGGUUUGUCAACUACCAUUUGAUCUGCGCUCCCCUGGCCACUAUCCAUCAGGGAAAGAUCCUGGAUGUUAUCUGGAAAAUCUGCCAGCGCGAUUCGAUUCAGGUAUCGUUUGGCGCGCCGAUCUUGGCCGAGGGACUGGCUGGCAAGUGGUCUGGCGCGUUCAUUGUCAAUACCACAUAUGCUCUGCUGCCUAUUGACACUAUGUACUUGACGGACCGCCGCCAUACAAAGGUCGAGUUUGGCACCUGUCCCCUGGUCACGCAUCUGCAGACAGCCGUGUUCAAGAUGCUCAAUGAUAUCGACCCAGCCUUCCUGUAGCCACUCUCUCUUUUUCGUUCGGGAACUUGUUCAUGCCUGCGUCCAUGUUCAAUAUUACUUAUAUAGAGUGCAUGAGCCCGCCGUUACCUCUCAAGGAUUUCUAUUCAUGGACAGACGGACUAGUAUUUCAAAAUAGCUGAAGAUGAUUUCCAAUGUCUAUUUUUUUGCGUAUCC